AUGUACGGUAAUAUUCGAAAACUUCAUGUUCCAUCUGAUCAGAUAUGGAUACCGGAUAUCCUGUUGUAUAACAACGCAGAUGGCGAACCGCACAUAACGAUCAUGAGUGAUGCGUUAGUCUACUACACCGGUGCAGUGGUUUGGAAACCACCGAGCAUUUAUAAAUCAUUUUGUCCCGUAGGCUUAUGCCUAUAA
Brugia malayi is the source of this 195-nucleotide messenger RNA. RefSeq lists its product as uncharacterized. The coding region runs from base 1 to 195 and encodes 64 amino acids. The record is from RefSeq and is a predicted model, not a curated record. Gene Ontology annotation, biological process: monoatomic ion transport. Lineage: Eukaryota; Metazoa; Nematoda; Chromadorea; Rhabditida; Onchocercidae. The transcript has 2 exons. Gene Ontology annotation, molecular function: acetylcholine-gated monoatomic cation-selective channel activity. Gene Ontology annotation, cellular component: postsynaptic membrane.